Molecule: messenger RNA, 147 nt
Organism: Vairimorpha ceranae
Lineage: Eukaryota; Fungi; Microsporidia; Nosematidae
Exons: 1
Coding region: 1-147 (48 amino acids)
Molecular function (GO): nucleic acid binding
Source: RefSeq, a predicted model, not a curated record
AUGGUCUGGGCCGGGGUUUGUUACAAUCAGAAGCUUGUGUUACAUGUAAUAGAAUCUCGCAUGAACAGUGGAUUCUACUGUAAUAUGUUAGAAAUUUUGCAUAAAAGUUUUUUCGAACAAAACAGCAAUAAUGAUUUCGUUUUUUAA